Messenger RNA from Acanthosepion pharaonis, 1728 nucleotides. NCBI's taxonomy places the organism in Eukaryota, Metazoa, Mollusca, Cephalopoda, Sepiida, Sepiidae. The record is from the annotation of a GenBank genome assembly.
AUGCGCAUCAGAUACAAAGCAACUAUGGCGGAAGGAUCGAGAGAUGAUAUUUUAUCCAUUUUUCAGGAAAUCACCAGAAUAGAGAAUUUUAAUUUGUGUAUUGAAAUACUUGAACAACAUGAUUGGAACCUUCAGGAGGCUGUCCAGAAUGCCAUCCCACCUGAAGUCUGUUCACCAUCUGCUGAUAUCCUUCCGGGUGGCCCUACCACACAAAAUAGUAAUGAAGCCAGUCCAUCUCUACCAUCAUCAUCACCGUUUGAAAAUGCUAGCUUAGCAUUAGACUAUCCUGUUGAAACAAAGCAUUUGCCUCGUAUGUUAACGUUCAAUGUUGAAUAUGAGAGCAGGACAAUCAGUUUAUCUUUACCCGAUACAGACACUGUUGGCUCUAUUAAAGAUGAAUUAAGUCGGCGUUUGAGUAUACCUGUCUCUGACCAGGAAUUGAAAGGCUGGAGUUCAAGCAAAGUAGAUGACAAGAAGCCCUUAAAAGAUUUACACUUGUCAACAGAAACAAAAUUAAAGUUGCACAAUACAAAAAGUAAAUUUGGUCCACCUGUAGUCAAACCCAAAUAUUCAAAUGCAGCUGCUGAAAGUUCCUCUUCCACCUCCCUAAAAUGCAGUACCUCGGCUGAUGCAAAACUUGCAGGAAAUUCUAAUUCACAAAAGGACAAGAUGGAAAUAGCUGAUGAAGAUGAUGAUGAUCUGGUUGAUGAUUAUGAUGAUGAUGAUAUGAUUCCUGACAGCAUGAUUGAAGAUGAUAUAUGGACACCUUCAAAGCCUAAAUGUGGACCAUUAAUGCCAGAAGACUUUACGGAUGAAUGUGAAGCUCAACAACAAUUUACGCGUGGUUUUAUUGAUCGAUUUGGAGAAUGCCAUCCAGCAUUUUACAUUGGUACCCUUGAUGAUGCUGUGAAGGAUUCUUUGAUGUUGAGAGCAAAAGAAAGAAAACCAUUGGCUGUUUACUUACAUGAUGAUAACAAUAUUGUUACCAAUGUAUUUUGUUCAAAAAUGUUGUGCUCUGAGGAAAUAGUCAACUACCUCACUGAAAACUUUUUUGUCUGGGCAUGGGAUAUGACCAAUGACAAAAACAAAGCUAGAUUGUUGACAAUGGCAACUCGGCAUUUUGGUAUGAUUGCUUCUUCACAGAUCAAGAGUUAUAUACCCAAUAAAUUACCUUUAUUAUUGAUUAUAAGCCGGGCCAGAUCCACCAAUGAAGUUUCUACUGUGAUACAAGGUUGUAUAAAUUUGGACGAACUCAUGUCUAGUUUAAUAACUGCUUUUGAAUUAUUCCAAGACCAACAAAGGCAAGAUGUUAUGGAGGAGGAGGAACGAGAACGCCGGGAACUGAUAAAACGUGAACAAGAUGAAGCUUAUGAAGCUUCUCUUGUAGCUGAUAGGUUAAAGGAGGAGCGCUUACAGCAAGAAAUAGAAUUUGAAAAAAUUGCCCAACAAAAAAGAGAAGAGGAAGAACUUGCCCGAUUAGAAUCUGAAAGGAAUAAAGCACAAAUGCGUGAAAAUAUAGCCAAGGAGCUUCCUGCUGAGCCAGCCGAGAACAUAAAAGGCGUUGUCCAGAUACGGCUACACUUGCCUUCUGGAAAUAUUGUCACCCGAAGAUUUUAUGGUCAAGAACCAUUGCGGUAUCUUUUUCAGUUUCUCACUUCUAAGGGCUACCCAACAGAUGAAUUUAAAGUUUUGUCAAGGUAUCCACAGCAAGAUGUAAGUAUAUAUUAA